AUGUCUAACUUCGAUCCACAUCAGCGACAGCACACCUUUGGUACAUAUAAUCAGCCAAGUCCCGGCUACUCAAAUCCUGGAGAUAGUAGCUCAGGUGCCGGGUACACCAACUCGCUCUUAGGCGCCGGGUACACUAACUCGCUCUCUAACGCCGGGUACACCAACUCUCUCUCUAGCGCCGGGUACACCAACUCUCUCUCUAGCGCCGGGUACACCAACUCUCUCUCUAGCGCCGGCUACACCAACUCUCUCUCUAGCGCCGGGUACACCAACUCUCUCUCUAGCGCCGGCUACACCAACUCUCUCUCUAGCGCCGGCUACACCAACUCUCUCUCUAGCGCCGGCUACACCAACUCUCUCUCUAGCGCCGGGUACACCAACUCUCUCUCUAGCGCCGGGUACACCAACUCUCUCUCUAGCGCCGGGUACACCAACUCUCUCUCUAGCGCCGGGUACACCAACUCUCUCUCUAGCGCCGGCUACACCAACUCUCUCUCUAGUGCCAAUCACACCAACUCUCUCUCUGCUGCCGGCUAUAGCGCCCAGUCCUCCUCCCAGUCCUUGUCUGGCGCUCAAUCCCCAAGGGCUGGUCCCUCAAACAUCAACUACAAUGUUCCAUCACUCGCGUCACCACCGAGCUCCCACCUUAUCAGGCCCAUACCUCAUUGGUUGGGCAGUGAUGCCGACGCCGCACGCGCACUGACACACAAUCCCAUACUGGACGAAAUACCGGUAUCCAACGUGAUACAUACUUUGGGUCCGGUGCGCUCUAUCGAAAGACGCCGAUGCUCCCGACGUAUGCCUUCAACACCGUCGUUGGCGCCUUAUUCGGCGCCCCCAUGCCCAAUGCGUACCCCAAAUCCCAGCCCGCCUCCAUCCCCAACGUGCACUCCAAAUCCUGGCCCGUCCUCGGCUACAACAUCGAGUGACGUUGUCAUCCAGGUCAAGGUCAGUGCAGCGGACCACGAGCAAGUCUACAGCCGCUCGCGAGACCUUAUCAAGGGCACCAUCUUCACGCCUGAUGCAAUCACAUCAAAAUCUGAGGACCAGAGUCGCCUUGUCAGGGAUAUGAUCAAAGCAUCAGCGCCUUCCAUUCCGAGCCUUCGCGAUGUGCCGACGAUUUGGCGGGGAGUGGUCCUAGUGCGUUCGACGAUGAUGAUGAUUGCGCGACAAAACGUGGUGAUGGCAUACGACCUGCUCCCCGAACACGAUUCCAACAUCCCGCCAGAUCAAUUUCGUGUCAAUCGAGUAGCUAGUCUUGUGCGAGACAAGGCCUAUAUGCACAAACAUUCAUUUUCUCAAGACAGGACGGUGAUCAUUCACAACAAAUGCCAGAAUAAAUUCAUAUUCACCCUGCUCAUCAAACUCAUCUGGCUAUCGAAUCACGGACUUCACAUGCUACUCGGCAACCACCAAUCACCUCGUGAGGCACUGCAUCAUGCGUACUGCCUUGCAUGUUCAAUAACGGAGCAUGCAUUAUUGGAACAAGGCCAACUAAUAUUCACGAAGCAGAAGUUCUCGCCGACUGAGAACAAGACGAUAUUCGAUAGCAUUAAUUUUUUUUUAAAUUCUCUCAGUGAGGAGGAGAAGGCAAGUCUUGAUAGAUGGAAAGACCAUCUGAUUGUUUGUGGGAGGUCGCAACAGGGGUCUACUGCCAUUCUUUCCGAUUUCGACUUGACUAUUGAAACGUAG
Messenger RNA from Suillus fuscotomentosus, 1692 nucleotides. RefSeq lists its product as uncharacterized. The record is from RefSeq and is a predicted model, not a curated record. The transcript has 6 exons. NCBI's taxonomy places the organism in Eukaryota, Fungi, Basidiomycota, Agaricomycetes, Boletales, Suillaceae. The coding region runs from base 1 to 1692 and encodes 563 amino acids.